Messenger RNA from Argiope bruennichi, 1388 nucleotides. RefSeq names its product DNA polymerase subunit gamma-2, mitochondrial-like (gene DNApol-gamma35). Gene Ontology annotation, biological process: mitochondrial DNA replication. The transcript has 9 exons. Bases 164 to 1345 code for a protein of 393 amino acids. Gene Ontology annotation, cellular component: cytoplasm; mitochondrion. NCBI's taxonomy places the organism in Eukaryota, Metazoa, Arthropoda, Arachnida, Araneae, Araneidae. The record is from RefSeq and is a predicted model, not a curated record.
AUAGUAGCAUGCGCUUGCAGUAUUGAUAUUUUCAUAUGAAACUGAAUUUAUUGUAAUUAAACAAAUUAUGCAUGCUGUUUGAAAUAUUAAAUUAUAAUGAUUCAAAGGGAAGCUUCGUAAAUACUUAUUACAAUUUUAAAUAUCGGGUAUUGUAACAUUUACUAUGCCAUCUCAAACAGCUGCAAACUCUUUUAAGAAUCUUAUUCAUCUUUGUAACCGGAAUCAUAUUCUGAAUAUCAAAAGGACUGCAAACAAUACAACACUUCAGUAUGGACCCCUGGGAUGUUAUCUAAAAAUGAAUAUUUUGAAUGAAUGGUUUGGCUCUUUGUUGAAUAAUGCUGAUAUCAACCUAUUCCCUAUAGAACUUACAAAUUUGCGAAAACAAUCCUUUCUGUUUCAGAGAAUAGCAGAUACAACUACUACUACCACUAGUUUGCUUCAAGAUGUUAUUGGGAAUUACUUUGACAUUCAUACAAGAUUUGGAUGUAAUUUACCAUUUGGAUUAGCUGUUUAUGGACCAUGCAUAAAUAAAAAUACCUGUAACAAAAAGACAUCUAGUAAUAUAGAGUUGAAUAUGCUUAGUGAUUUAGAGACUUGGACUCGUCUUUCAGUGGUCUUUUUUUGCCCUGCAAAGAAAUCCUUAAAUUGGUUUCAUCACUGGUCAAAACAAAGAUACAUGUGGUGGAGAAAGUAUUCCAGUAUACCUUCCAAGUUUUCUAUGUCUGAGGUGACAAAGAGUCAAUUUAACGAUCAACAGUUGUCUUUACUUCAUGAGCACCCUUGGGGAAAAGAUCAGCUGGAGACCAUUACACUUCAUGACAACAAAAUCUUUGAAGAAUUAUGGGAGAAAUAUCAUAUUAAUAAUGAAGUAGGAUCUCUAAGCCAAGAUAUAAGGCCAAGUGUUGUUACGUGUGAAACAGAGUUAGAUUUAGCAGUGAUAACAUAUUUAUCUAAUUCUUUUGCUGUGAAGCGCAGAGAUGGGGAAGAUAAAAAUGUAUUUCAUUUACAUUACAAGUUAGCACCUUAUAAAGUUAGUUUAGCUGUGGAAGAAACCGAUGCUGACAACUUUAAAAAACUGAAGAAUGUUAUUAACCAUCUGACAAAAGAAUUGAAACAAAAUGGCAUUGAUGUGCUUCCUGAAUCUGAUUUCAAAUUGAAUCAGACAAUUAAAACUACUUUUGAAAGAUGCGAUGAAAUGGGUAUUCCUUAUAUCAUAGUAUUAAAUGAGAAUUCUUUGCAAACUGGAAUAGCUGGAUUAAGAAGCAGAGAUACAAUACUACAAGAACAAGUUCACAUUACUGAGCUAGCUGCCAAACUUGUGAAAUACCUAAAGAUUAAAAGAUGAGACUAAUUUAAUUUAUUUGUAAAUACAUAUUAUUUAUUGAUUC